AUGUUAGACUUUCUCGAAAACCCACAAUACCCAUGUUUGGGGCCACACCUACGUCUUUUAGGCCUUACCGGUCUUUGGCACCCGAUUGUCAAUAAAAAAGCCCGCUGCAAAUUGGCUAUGUUUUACUUGACAACAGCCUUCUUUUUCAGCCAAUACUUUAAAUGUAUCAUCUAUUUUAAUACUAAGUCUCUGAAGCUGAUUUUACAGUACAUACCCUUUCAUAUGGGCAUUGUUAAGUCGUGCUUUUUUCAGAGACACCAUGAUCGAUGGUCUUACCUGAUCGAGCACACAGCUAAUAUUGAAAGAAGCCAAAGGGGGCAUAAAAAUAUAUCACAUCGUGUAACAGAUUAUAUAAGACGUAGUCGUCGCAUUACUUACUUCUUUUGGGCUCUUGCUUUCUUCUCCAAUCUUAGCAUUUUUAGUGAGCCGUACCUCAAAAACGAGACUGUGAACGGAACAAGGCUCUAUUUAUAUAUCUUCGAAGGUUACACGCCGUUUAGUCGCAUCCCACCAGGGUAUUACUGUUCCAUGGCUGUUCAAACUAUUCUUGGGCAUUUAGUCAGCGCUUAUGUAGUUGGUUGGGACACAUGUGUGGUGUCAUUGAUGAUAUUUUUCGCUGGACAGCUUAAGAUUUUUCGAGUGUACACAAAAGAGGUUAUUAAUGUAAAGAGUAAAGUGGAGUCUCAUAAGAAUAUUAUCAAGUGUCACAACUUUUAUUUAAAACUUAUCGAGUAUCAUACAUUGUUCAAUUCUCUAAUAUCACCGGUUAUGUUCAUAUACCUAAUAGUAAUUUCGGUAAAUUUGGGCGUAUGUAUUAUUCAAAUAGUGGAGUUGAAGGACGAUUUUGGUGCCCUCCUGUCUGCCUGUCUUUACGUCUUGGCUUGUCUAAUUCAGCUCUUACUAUUCUAUUGGCACAGCAACGAAGUUACUGUUGAGAGCCUUUUAGUGUCAAAUAGCUCAUUUAAAACUAAUUGGGUUGAUGUUGAUAAUGGGCUCCGAAGAGAAGUCGUCUUGUUAGCUGAAACGACAAAUCGAAGACUCGUGUUUACAGCUGGUCCGUUCCACGAAAUGUCCAUCUCAACAUUCAUUUCGAUAUUACGCAGAAGUUACAGCUUUUUUACACUUCUAAAUGAGACAGCUUAG
Molecule: messenger RNA, 1143 nt
Organism: Leptosia nina
Lineage: Eukaryota; Metazoa; Arthropoda; Insecta; Lepidoptera; Pieridae
Source: the annotation of a GenBank genome assembly